CUGGAAUUCAACAACGACUGCCAGUCUUUGGCACUGCUUUAGUAAAGGCUUAUUGCAUAGUUUCACAGAAAACUGGUAUUGUAUUUCACUGGGUUUGGGUUUGGAUAAUUGUGACGAUAGCACGUUUCUUUGAGUGCAAAUGCACUUUGUGGACAGGGAAUUCUACUGCUCUCAGUUACUUCCCCAUCUGGAUCCAUCUGUGAGUUUCAGCCAAUUAGCAGAGGCCCCCUGAACCCCUGGCACCUGUCCCUGUGCCAUGCCGAAGAGUGACACGUGGCCGGGCAGCGUUGCCAUGGAAUCCUUGAUCAGUAUGGACAGCACUGGGAGUUGUGACAGUGUGGUUAGCAUGAACUCUGGCUUUAGUGAUGACAGUCUGGAGCACCUCUCUGCUGAGGAGCGGGCGUGCCUCAUGUUUCUGGAGUCCACCAUUGAGUCCCUGGAGAUGGAGGAGGACAGUGGCCUGUCAAAUGAUGAGCCAGACCCCAGCAGCCUGGCAGCCAAACCUGGCCACCUCUCUAUGGGACAGACCAGACUGGAGGAUGUAUCAGAACUCCAGCAUGCUGACUCAGGAAGGGAUCAGAAGUCCUUUCUGAACUGCAUAGUGCCUACACCACUUCGAGUGGCAAAUAGCCUUGCGAGUAUCCAGCUCAAAGCGACAGCUUCUGCCACCCAGCCCACUACUCCAGCUGCAGCAAUUGAGCCCAGAGCCCCAGCCCCAGUAGUAGCAACCCAGCUCAAUACCCCAGGGGCAUUUACUGAUCUCAAACCUCCAGGGGUAGUCACUGAACCCACAGUCUCAGAGGUAUUCACAGACAGUAAAGCUCCAGAGAUAGCAACUGUGCCUAAGUCCCCAGAGUUGAUUACUGACAUCAAAUCUCCUGGGUUGGACACUAUUACAAAAGUUCCGGAGUUGUCCACUGAGUCUAAAACUCCAGAGAUAGCUGCAGACCCAAAAGCUUCUGCCUCGGACACAAGCCUUUCCUCAGCCACCUCAGAUAAUUCUGUGGACAGCAUGCCUAAAGGAGUCUCUGUAGACAGCAAGUCUGCAAAACGUCAAUCUAAGGUUCACUCUGAGCUGGAUCUGAAGCUGAUUCCCCCUCCCUCAGACUUCAGGGAUGAUGAGCCAGAGGAGGAGAGCGAACUUCUAGUGCCUGCAGAACUCAGAGUUCCACUGACCUACAGUGAGCUGGAGCAACUACGCAGGAGAGCUCCACCAGCCUCACCUGGAGCCCAACAGGCACCACCUUCUAAACCUCCUGUUGAUCUGCCUCUACCUGUUAGUACCAACUCACCACCCUCCCCCUCAGAGGCCCUAACCAUCCCCAUUCCUGAGGCCCUGGAAACAAAGAACCCACCUGCCGUGGCCCCUAAGCCCAAGAGGCUUCCCUCCAACAUCAUCCAGAAGUCCCACAAGUCGGAUAGUCACCCAGGCCCUCCUCUCCCCUUGCCCAUUGACAGGUCGAUCAUUGACCCCCAGAAGGUGCGUUUGGAGGCCCUACGGAAGCUCGGGCUCCUGAAGGGUGAGGAUGGAGACUCAGGCCCUGUAGUUUCACCCAAAUCCCGGAAGUCAUGGGCACCCUCUCCUCGCAGCCCAGCUGCCACCCAGACCCAAGCCCCAGCCCAAAUCCCUACUACUUCCCCAGCCGCUACCCCUGGCCCAGUCCCAGCCACUCUCCAUACCCCAAUCCCAGUGCCUGCUGCAGUUGCUGUCCCAGCUACCACAGUACCAGCCCGGGCCACUACCCUUGCUCCACUUCCAGCCCCAAUCCAAUUCAGUGACAAUGCCAAAGAUCUGCUCUCGCCCCUUGCAACCCCUCCUUCACCACCCAAGCAUAUUCCCCCUCCCGUAAGGGUCAAAUCAGCCACUCUGGAGCGCUCCAGCAUGGGCCAGAGAAGCUACAUGGCCAGCAAUGCCUCCCUCAGGGCAAACCAGGCUCCCAGUGUCCCUUUGUCCCCCAGAGACCAGCGUAACUCUAGACCCCGCCCGGCCUCCCUAGGAACUGGGAAAGACUUCAUGAAUGUUCAGGGUGAGGCCUGCCACCCCCAACCAGGUCAUGGGGAGUCUCAGAACAAGCUGCCCCGCUCCCAUGGUAUCAGUGUGCUGAUCUGCCCCAACAGCAAGAGUGGAGAAGACCGACGAGAGGCCUUGAAGAAGCUAGGACUGCUGAGCGACUGAGGGAAGGGAGAGGGGAAAUGGAACUGCACCAUUAUGGAAUCCAUAUGAGGGGUGAGGUCUGAGGAGGAGGAAUGUUCUUAAUAUGGAUUCUGUAUAACUAAGCCCUCCUCUAGUUUUUAGUCACUGGGACACUGAAACUUAUGGGAAUAUUACUCUCUCCAUAAGGCCUUCUUUGAAGCAACAUGCAGAGAGCACUAUUUGUUUGAUGAAGGAUUGCUUGGCUUUACCGAAACCUGUAUAUUUAUAGAGGGGAGUGUCUUUUUGCCUUCUUGCUGCACAGAAAUGUUGUAUGUACCCCAAGACUGGCUUUCAUGAAUAACAUGAUUACAGUAUCAUACUACUAUGAGAUACUACUCUAACAACAGUUUGCAGUACAAUGAGUAUGUAUGUACAUUCCUCGUGAAAUGUGUUAGGCUGUUUGUGAAUCUAAAUUGACAUAUUCAGUAAUUUGAUCAUUGUCUAUUUUCUAAAUAGAAUAUAAUACACUUUAUGUAAGGA
Molecule: messenger RNA, 2674 nt
Organism: Salmo salar (Atlantic salmon)
Lineage: Eukaryota; Metazoa; Chordata; Actinopteri; Salmoniformes; Salmonidae
Product: specifically androgen-regulated gene protein
Source: RefSeq, a predicted model, not a curated record